Suricata suricatta (meerkat) is the source of this 686-nucleotide messenger RNA. It is a transcript of the gene NKIRAS1, whose product is annotated as NFKB inhibitor interacting Ras like 1. The transcript is spliced from 4 exons. The annotation marks the transcript as partial. Gene Ontology annotation, biological process: canonical NF-kappaB signal transduction. Lineage: Eukaryota; Metazoa; Chordata; Mammalia; Carnivora; Herpestidae. Gene Ontology annotation, molecular function: GTPase activity; GTP binding. The record is from RefSeq and is a predicted model, not a curated record.
GUUGCUCAGGAUUUGAGUUUGAUAGGCGGGGGCAGCAAAGGUCGAGAGUGGGUGGCCGGGCCGCGGCCGGCUUGCGUGGGACCCCGUGCUGCAGCCUGCAAGAGCAACUUGGGGGCGGGGCUCUGGUGGUCGAAGCCAGUAGUGGAGCGGUGCUGCCCGAGCGCUGCUGCUUUUGGAGCCUGCGGAGGUGUACAGUGAUAUCCUGAGAGAAGAUGGGAAAGGGCUGCAAGGUUGUGGUUUGUGGCUUGUUAUCUGUGGGGAAAACAGCAAUUUUGGAGCAGCUCCUUUAUGGGAAUCAUACUAUUGGAAUGGAAGACUGUGAAACAAUGGAGGAUGUAUAUAUGGCUUCGGUGGAAACGGAUCGGGGAGUAAAGGAACAGUUACAUCUUUAUGAUACCAGAGGCUUACAGGAAGGUGUGGAGCUACCAAAGCAUUACUUUUCAUUUGCUGAUGGCUUUGUUCUUGUGUACAGUGUGAAUAACCUUGAAUCCUUUCAAAGAGUGGAACUUCUGAAGAAAGAAAUUGAUAAGUUUAAAGACAAAAAAGAGGUAGCAAUUGUUGUACUCGGAAACAAAAUCGACCUUUCUGAGCAGAGACAAGUAGAUGCUGAGGUGGCACAACAGUGGGCAAGAAGUGAGAAGGUGCGCCUGUGGGAGGUAACGGUGACGGACCGCCGCACUCUGAUC